Messenger RNA from Anguilla rostrata (American eel), 1526 nucleotides. RefSeq names its product transmembrane protein 170B (gene tmem170b). Gene Ontology annotation, biological process: negative regulation of canonical Wnt signaling pathway. NCBI's taxonomy places the organism in Eukaryota, Metazoa, Chordata, Actinopteri, Anguilliformes, Anguillidae. The coding region runs from base 273 to 743 and encodes 156 amino acids. The record is from RefSeq and is a predicted model, not a curated record. The transcript has 3 exons. Gene Ontology annotation, cellular component: plasma membrane.
AUGUUUGGUGUGUACUCACCUUUAAGACAGCCCUCGCCUUUAAAUCCCGUGUACAAAGGCAAGCGCCUGUCGGCAGACUGCGUGCGCUGCGCUCACACUCCGUACCCCACCAUGGCUCCAAACCCGCUACUGCUACAGCAGAGACAGGACGGAGAAGACGAGCCACCGGCCCUUCGCUUACCCAUCCAGAGGCGACCGCCGAGCUGAGACAGCGGCUCGGCGUAGAGGAGGGGGGCAUCCCGAAAGGAAAACGUCCUGCUGCCACCUCCUCGAUGUCUUCUCCAAGACCCUCGUACAGCAAUUUGACAAAGGGGGGUGCGACCCGGCGCAGCGGCGGCAGCAGCAGAGACAUGAGCCGGGAUUACACCAUCAACCUGUCGGUGCGGCAGGUUUUGGGUCUGUGGGUACAGGGCUCGGUGCCCACCCUCCAGCACUUUGCAGAGAUGUGGUACUGGGUGUUCCUCUGGUGUCUGUUCUCCUCUCUGCUGGUCCAUGGUGCAAUGGCGCUGCUCAUGCUGGUCACUCUGCAGAGACACAGGAGGGGCCGGCUCAUCACCCUGCUGCUGGUCAGCGUGGGCUUCCUGGCCUCCCUCAUCGGAGGGGUCAUCACCAGUGCGGCUGUGGCCGGUGUGUACCGCGUCGCUGGGAAGGACAUGGUGCCUCUGGAGGCCUUGGUGUUUGGGGCGGGGCAGACGGUCCUCGGCGUCCUCAUCUCCUUCUCCCGUGUGCUCGCCACGCUCUGAGCGGGCGCCUCCCCCCGGCCGUGGAGAGGGGAGGGGCUCGGCGCUGCAGCCGGACCAAUGGGAGCCCUGGGAUAGAGCCAUAGAGAGGAGCAGCAGCCAGCCUAUUGGCUGAGAGGGCAACACUCUGGUCCGGGAAAGGCGAUGUAGGAGAUGGCAGAGAUGACGGUUGAAGUUGGUGCUGAGCUUCUGCUCCACAGCGCCCCCUGCCUCUCUCUCUGCUCAAGCGCGGUGACCCCUGGACCGGCCAUCCCAGCAUGCACUUCACCUGACUGACCUUGCUGCCAGAGCUGUGACCUCUGACCUCAAAAGGAGGCGUGUGGGACGGAAGCAGGAAGUGCUUUGGGGCGUGCAUCGACUGCGCGUGCGUUUCUGCUGCGUCAGCAUUCAGCGCGCCCCUGUCUGACACCAAUCAGCUGUCCGACAUCAAUACAUCUCCCAGAAUCCUUUUCUGCGAAAAAAGGGAGAUAACAAAAGAGAUUUCCUGAAACAUGUUGCGUUAGGGUGAAAUGCUUUCACUAAUAACAAAAUCUGUAUUUUAAAUUAUUUUCUUAUACGACAGCUUGUGAAGUCAGGCUUUGUCGAAAAAUGGAAUCCUGACGGAUGUUGGAGGACCAGUGUUGGACAGGGAGGUGAUGGGAUUGGCCACGCAUGCCCAGGACAGCCCGGUUAUCAGUGUUAAAACAUUUUCAGAACUAACGGCCAGCUCCACCCUUCUGGAAAGUUCUAAAAAUGUGUAACAAGUCCAUACCCCCCUUUUGACUCUUAUAUUUAUAGCUCAUGAAC